Messenger RNA from Dama dama (fallow deer), 1052 nucleotides. RefSeq names its product deoxyribonuclease 2 beta (gene DNASE2B). Gene Ontology annotation, biological process: apoptotic DNA fragmentation. Gene Ontology annotation, molecular function: deoxyribonuclease II activity. The record is from RefSeq and is a predicted model, not a curated record. NCBI's taxonomy places the organism in Eukaryota, Metazoa, Chordata, Mammalia, Artiodactyla, Cervidae. Bases 1 to 1008 code for a protein of 335 amino acids. The transcript has 6 exons.
AUGACAGCAAGACUUCUAGGAACACUGCUGACUGUGCUGUUCCUUGGUCUCUUUGGGAUCCUGGAGGCAACAAAAAUAUCAUGCAGAAAUGAAGACGGUGAAGCUGUGGAUUGGUUUACCUUUUAUAAGUUGCCCAAAAGGCAAGAUGAGGAAAGCAGAGAGACUGGGUUAGAGUACCUGUACCUUGACUCUACAACCAGAAGCUGGAGUCGGAGUAAGCAACUCAUGAAUGCCACCAAGAGUGUUCUGGGAAGGACAUUACAACAACUGUAUGAAGCAUCUGCCUCCAAGAAUAACAGCACAGCCUAUCUAAUAUACAAUGAUGGAGUCCCUAAAUCCGUGAAUUACAGCAGAAAGUAUGGACACAGCAAAGUUCCUGAAGAAGGCUAUGAUUAUCCACCCACAGGGAGACGAAAUGGACAAGCUGGCAUCUGCAUAACUUUCAAGUACAACCAGUAUGAAGCAAUAGACUCUCAGCUCUUGGUCUACAACCCAAAUAUUUACAGCUGCUCCAUCCCUGUAACCUUUCACAUGGAACUCAUCCACAUGCCCCAGCUGUGUGCUGGAUCCAGCUCCUCAGAGAUCCCAGGCCGGCACCUGACCACACUUCAGUCAGCCCAGGGACAAAAAUUCCUCCAUUUUGCAAAGUCUGAUUCUUUUCUUGACGACAUCUUUGCAGCCUGGAUGGCUCAACAGUUGAAGACACACUUGCUAACAGAAACCUGGCAACGAAAGAGACAAGAGCUUCCUUCAAACUGCUCCCUUCCUCACCAUGUCUACAAUAUCAAAGCAAUUAAGAUAUCUAGACACUCUUAUUUCAGCUCUUAUCAGGAUCAUGCCAAAUGGUGUAUUUCCCACAAGGGCACCAAAAAUCGCUGGACAUGUAUUGGAGACCUAAAUCGGAGUCCAUACCAAGCCUUCAGAAGUGGUGGAUUCAUCUGUACCCAGAAUCAGCACAUUUACCAAGCAUUUCAAGGAUUAGUUUUAUAUUAUGAGAACUGUAGCUAAACUUGGUGAAAGGACAUAUGUGCUAUCAUUUUCAACACUGAUAA